Cucurbita pepo subsp. pepo (vegetable marrow) is the source of this 1243-nucleotide messenger RNA. The record is from RefSeq and is a predicted model, not a curated record. NCBI's taxonomy places the organism in Eukaryota, Viridiplantae, Streptophyta, Magnoliopsida, Cucurbitales, Cucurbitaceae.
UCACUUUUGUUUCUUGCUUCUCUCUCUUUCCCUCCAAUCUUCAAAAACCUCCAAAACUCCCUCCCCUUUUCCUCCAUUUUCUCCGAUGUUGAACGCCGUCGAAGAUCUCCUCCUCCGUCACGGACACUCCGAUUUCCGAUCACAUCUCCUUCCUUCUCACUCUCACCAUCGCGGCGACAUGUCCUUGUCUUCGUCUUCUGCUUCUUCUUCUCUUGCUCAACCUAUUCCUCAGUGUUUCCGUCAGUAUCAUCGAUCUUCUCCGCCGUCGGAUCAAUCCAACGCUUGCGACGGUCGUCUUGCUCUCGAUGCACAUUCUACAGUUGCUAUGCUCGACUUGAAACGGACAUAUGAUAUUAAUGACUCUGAGGCUUUGGCUAGCAAACGAGCUGUAGCCUCUGAACAGAGGAUGCGAUCUAAUGAUUCUUCUUGUGAACCAGUAUCUAAUGCAACUGAAAAGCAAAACAAAAAAUUGAAGUUGCAGAAAAAUUCAAAGUCCAGGACUAAAAAAUCUACAGAUGAGAAUCUUGAUGGUCCUAAUUUAUCUACUAACGGUCGGUACGACAGCUCUUUAGGCUUCUUGACGAAAAAAUUUAUCAGGUUAGUUCAGGAGGCUGAAGAUGGAACACUUGAUCUAAAUAAAACGGCAGACAUAUUAAAGGUUCAAAAGAGGAGGAUUUAUGACAUUACAAAUGUUCUUGAAGGGAUAGGGCUUAUAGAAAAAACCACCACGAAUCACAUACGUUGGAAGGGAGGCGUGAGGCAUGACGCUCAAGAGCUCAACGAUCAAGUUGGUAGAUUUAAGGCUGAAGUUAAGAGUUUAUAUGCAGAUGAACGCAGACUUGAUGAACUUAUAAGGAUGAAGCAAGAACUUCUGAGAAAUCUCGAGGAAAAUGAAAAUCACAGAAAGAAUCUUUUUAUGACAGAAGAAGAUAUCUUGCAGAUUCCUUGCUUCAAGAAUCAGACACUUAUAGCAGUUAAAGCCCCCCAGGCUAGCUAUAUUGAAGUGCCCGAUCCGGAUGAGGAGGCUUGUUUUUCUGAGAGGCAGUGUAGACUGAUCAUCAAAAGCACCACUGGGCCGAUUGAUUUGUACCUCUUGAGCAUUUUUGUCGGGAAGAGGUAUGCCGAGAAUCCCUCUACUUUCAGCUCUUUAUUUCCCUUAACUCUUUCUAAAUGCUUAGGACUAUUGUUUGUGCUAUAUAUCUCCUCAUUCAUUCAUAUUGUAAUUCAUGAAUUUGCUGUUUAG